UUUAACAAUCAAGUGAGAAGAGUUAUUUGUUAAAGAGACAAAAUGUUUGCUCUUCCGACUUUGCAUUUUACACCACAACAAGUGGCACAAGUUUGUGAGACGCUGGAAGAAAGUGGAGAUAUUGAGCGCUUAGGACGCUUUCUGUGGUCUUUGCCUGUUAACCCUUCUGCCUGUGAAGCUUUGAACAAACAUGAAUCAGUUUUGAGAGCCCGAGCACUUGUUUCUUUCCACACAGGAAAUUACAGAGACCUUUAUCAUAUUCUUGAGCAUCAUAAAUUCACCAAAGAGUCCCAUGCCAAAUUACAGGCGAUGUGGCUGGAAGCCCAUUACCAGGAAGCCGAAAAACUUCGCGGACGACCCUUGGGUCCCGUGGACAAAUAUCGAGUUAGGAAGAAGUUCCCCCUUCCCAGAACAAUUUGGGACGGGGAACAAAAAACACAUUGCUUCAAAGAGAGAACCCGUAACCUUCUAAGGGAGUGGUACCUCCAAGACCCUUACCCCAACCCAACCAAGAAACGGGAGCUGGCAACAGCAACUGGGCUGACGCCUACUCAAGUUGGCAACUGGUUCAAGAAUCGGCGACAGAGAGACAGAGCCGCUGCGGCUAAAAAUCGUCUUCAGAGCCAGCAGAGCGGAGAUAAACUUAAUUGUUUAGGAGCCUCAUCGCCAACAAUUACUUCAUUCGACGAUGAUGAAAAAAUUGAUGUUGACGUCGAUGACGAUGAUGAUGAUUUCGAUAAUUUGGAUGAUUCUCGCAGCAGCACGAGUUCUCCAAACUCCCAAGUCUCCGCACAAAGCCCGCACAGCCAGAUGAAAUUGUCACCUACGUAAUGGGUCAAAACUGUUAUCGACAUAUACUGCUAAUCGGGAUUCUGGGUCGAUACUGACGA
Messenger RNA from Saccostrea echinata, 890 nucleotides. Its product is annotated as homeobox protein SIX6-like. The coding region runs from base 43 to 831 and encodes 262 amino acids. Gene Ontology annotation, cellular component: nucleus; transcription regulator complex. Gene Ontology annotation, molecular function: RNA polymerase II cis-regulatory region sequence-specific DNA binding; DNA-binding transcription factor activity, RNA polymerase II-specific. The record is from RefSeq and is a predicted model, not a curated record. NCBI's taxonomy places the organism in Eukaryota, Metazoa, Mollusca, Bivalvia, Ostreida, Ostreidae. The transcript has 2 exons. Gene Ontology annotation, biological process: regulation of transcription by RNA polymerase II.